AAAGCUUUUUUAAAUAACCCAUUUUCUCUUCCAACAACUUAGAAAAAAAUAAUAUAUUCUUCUUCUUCUUCUUCUACUUGUCUUCACCAACUCUGAAAAUUCAUCUAUCGAAAUGGAUCAAACUGAAGUACCUCAAUAUUUUCUCUGUCCCAUAUCUCUGCAAAUCAUGGAAGAUCCUGUAACAACUAUUACAGGAAUUUCAUAUGAUCGGGAAAGCAUUGAGCAAUGGUUUAAGACAGCCAAGGAGAUAACAUGCCCAGUAACGAAGCAGCCUUUGCCAGGAGACUCUGAAUUGACUUCAAAUCACACGUUACGCCGCCUGAUCCAAGCAUGGUGCGCACAAAAUGCAAUAAAUGGUGUUGAAAGAAUUACAACACCUAAGGCUCCUCCAAGCAAGGGUUACCUCCUUAAACUUGUUCGCGAUCUUCAAGUUGAUCAUUUGUGUCUAAGGACUUUGCAGAAAAUGGAAGCCCUUGCAACAGAAAGUGAAAGGAGCCGGAAAAGCAUCGGAAUUCCAGUUGUGGUUAAAGCUUUGGUUGGUUUGAUUAAAAGAUGUUAUAAUGAUCGGAAAACAGCUUGUGUUGAAGAAGCUUUGAAGAUUUUUUGUCUUGUUUGGAUUCCAUCUGAUGAAAACAAGGUUAUUGUAAAAAAUAACAGCGAAUUCAUCGACUCGUUGACAUGGAUGCUGCAAUUGGAGAGCGAAAAUCAUGCAGCUUUGAAGACAAAUGCAAUGUUAAUCCUGAAAACAGUUUCAGAAGUUGCAACAACAGAACUGUUGGAGGGUUUAGGCCUGGAAUUUUUUCAGAAAAUAAUAAGUUUAUUGCGAGAGAAUAUCUCCCAACAAGCAACUAAAUCAGCCUUGAAUAUCUUGAUAGAAGCAUGUCCAUGGAGGAGAAACAGAGAGAAAAUUAUUGAAGCAAAUGCAGUUUUCGAACUCAUUGAACUUGAACUAGGAAAGCCGGAAAAGAACAUAACGGAGCUCAUUUUUAAUCUUUUAGCGCAACUAUGUUCGUGUGCUGAUGGGAGAUUUCAGUUUCUGAGGCAUGCGGGAGCCAUUGCUAUGGUGGCAAAAAGGAUCCUUAGAGUUUCUCCAGCUACAGAUGAUCGAGGAGUUCAUAUACUGGCAUAUAUAUGUAAAUUUUCUGGGAGAAAAGAAGUUCUUUCAGAGAUGUUAAAGGUCGGGGCUGUGACAAAACUUUGCAUGCUGACUCAAGCAGAUUGUGCAAAAUACUUGAAAGAUAAAGCAACAGAGAUCCUUAAGUUGCAAUCCAAUAUAUGGAACAAUUCUCCUUGCAUACAAGUGUAUCUGUUAACCAGAUAUCAGAGGUAAUACAUACAUACAUACAUACAUACAUACAUACAUACA
Messenger RNA from Mangifera indica (mango), 1366 nucleotides. Its product is annotated as E3 ubiquitin-protein ligase PUB24-like. The record is from RefSeq and is a predicted model, not a curated record. Gene Ontology annotation, biological process: protein ubiquitination. Gene Ontology annotation, molecular function: ubiquitin protein ligase activity. The coding region runs from base 113 to 1330 and encodes 405 amino acids. NCBI's taxonomy places the organism in Eukaryota, Viridiplantae, Streptophyta, Magnoliopsida, Sapindales, Anacardiaceae. The transcript has a single exon.